UACCGAUCGGGUAGCGACAAUCCUGUCGCUCCCCGGUCGUACACCCGCAGUGUUCACGUUUCUAGCAACUAUGGCCGGAGCCGAAGAGAUGAAUAAGUAUCGCUCACCUCUGGUGUCCAGAUACGCCAGCAAAGAAAUGAGCUACAACUUCAGCGACAAAAAGAAAUUCACCACUUGGAGGAAGCUGUGGAUUUAUCUCGCCAAAGCUGAAAAGGCUCUGGGUCUGCCCAUCACUGAUGCUCAGAUUGCAGAGAUGGAGAGCCAUGCAGAGGACAUUGACUUUGCCAUGGCGGCUGAAGAAGAGCGAAAGCUGAGGCACGAUGUCAUGGCGCACGUCCACACCUUUGCACACUGCUGCCCCACAGCUGCUCCCAUCAUCCACCUCGGAGCUACGUCAUGCUAUGUGGGAGACAAUACUGAUCUCAUUGCAUUGCGUGAUGGCUUCAACAUCCUCUUGCCCAAGCUGGCCAGAGUCAUCGACCGGCUGGCAAACUUUGCAGAGGAAUACGCUGACCUCCCCACGCUCGGCUUUACACACUUCCAGCCUGCCCAGUUGACCACAGUGGGGAAGCGAGCGUGUCUGUGGCUGCAGGAUUUGGUGAUGGAUGUGAGGAACCUGGAGCGAGCCCGCGAUGAUCUUCGUUUCCGUGGAGUCAAGGGGACCACAGGCACCCAGGCCAGCUUCCUGCAGCUCUUUCAGGGGGACCAUGACAAGGUGGAAGAGCUUGACAAGAUGGUGACAGAGAUGGCUGGCUUUAAGAAAGCCUACCUGGUGACCGGACAGACGUACAGUCGUAAAGUGGACAUAGACUGCAUGUCCACCCUCGCUAGUUUGGGAGCUUCUGUGCACAAGAUCUGCACAGACAUCCGCCUGCUGGCCAACCUAAAAGAGAUUGAGGAACCUUUUGAGAAGGAGCAGAUUGGUUCCAGUGCUAUGCCCUACAAGAGGAACCCCAUGCGUGCAGAACGCUGCUGUAGCUUGGCCCGACAUCUGAUAGCAUUGAUGGACGACCCUCUGCAGACUGCCUCAGUGCAGUGGCUGGAGAGGACUCUGGAUGACAGCGCCAACAGGAGGAUCUCCCUGCCCGAGUCCUUCCUGACAGCAGACAUCAUCCUCAGCACGCUGCAGAACAUCACAGAGGGUCUUGUGGUCUACCCCAAAGUCAUCGAGAGACACAUCCGCCACGAGCUGCCCUUCAUGGCCACAGAGAACAUUAUUAUGGCGAUAGUGAAGGCAGGAGGCAACAGACAGGAGUGCCACGAGAAGAUCCGUGUUCUGUCCCAAGAGGCAGCAGCUGUGGUUAAACAGGAAGGUGGAGACAAUGACCUGCUGGCCAGAAUCCAGCGAGACCCCUACUUUGCACCCAUUCUAGGGCAGCUGGAUGCUUUGCUGGACCCCAAGACCUUUAUUGGGCGUGCUCCACAGCAGGUGAAAACGUUCCUGGCUGAAGAAGUACGCCCCCUACUGGAGCCGUAUAAGGCCAAUAUGGAUGUCAAGGUUGAGCUCGUGCUUUAAAACAUCAGUGAUGUCUUUAGCUGGUUUUAUGGUCGAGCAGAGUUUGCAGUCCACUCCACUCUAGGGACUGACUGUCUGUGUGCCUGGAGUGAGCUCUGUUGUCAGAUGGAGGCAGCGCACAAAGUGUGUGGUACAACCAGUGUGUGGGCCGCUCUCGCUUGUACUGUUGUUGGUCAACCAGCCACGGUGGAGAGUGAAGUUAUAACAGAUGAGACGAAGCGGGAGUGUUACAAACAGUAAAAUGUCCACUGCAGCCACUGUCUGUGUUUUGUUUUUCUCUUUUUAUCUUUGAAGUGAGUAAUGCUGAGACCAGCAUUACUCACACUGACACGGAAGAACAGUGUAGGUGGUGGCAUAGUGGAGUUUAAUAGAAGCUUGUUUCCACCAUUGGGGGGGGGGUUGCUAUCCAUAACAUGAAAUUUCAAGUUAUGUAUUUCAAAAUUUCAACCUUAUGAGCUAAAAUUUAGUCAAUCAGGAAGCUCUGUGAAGGUAUGUCUUUUUUUUUUUUCUUUUUUCUUUUUGGUUACCGGGAAGAAGAAGGUGAAAGCCAUCAGCUGCACAAUGCUCCAGCUGCGGGUCAUUAAUGAGCUAACCGCUGUGGAUUUUCACUGUGGAUUUACAACUGAUGAAAUCUUGUGUUACUAGAUGAAUCACAUGACAUUAUCAGCACAACAGUAAUUUGUUCUUGUUGACUGUACAUUGAUAUCCAACUGGUGCUAUUGCAACGUGCCUGUCACUGCCAGUGCCUGCCGUAACAAGGAAAUGAUGUCAUUUGUGAUUCUUCUUAAUUGGAAAAACUUGAAAUUUCAAAAUUCUUAAAAUUUUGAGUUACUUUUACUCAAAUUUGUCUCACUAACUUGAAAAUUCGGCUUAUGGAUAGAUUUUUCUUCCUUCUCUCGGUGAUGGAAACAAGCUUCCAUAGUGUUUUCAUGGUGAUGUCAUGAAUUCAUUGGUUCAUCAGUAUUUAAUUUGUCAUUGACGCAGUAUUAUUGUUUGCUUGAAAUAAAUAAAACAUGAAUGAUAAAA
Messenger RNA from Oreochromis niloticus (Nile tilapia), 2542 nucleotides. Its product is annotated as adenylosuccinate lyase. The record is from RefSeq and is a predicted model, not a curated record. Gene Ontology annotation, molecular function: (S)-2-(5-amino-1-(5-phospho-D-ribosyl)imidazole-4-carboxamido) succinate lyase (fumarate-forming) activity; N6-(1,2-dicarboxyethyl)AMP AMP-lyase (fumarate-forming) activity. Lineage: Eukaryota; Metazoa; Chordata; Actinopteri; Cichliformes; Cichlidae. The transcript is spliced from 12 exons. Gene Ontology annotation, biological process: 'de novo' AMP biosynthetic process. Bases 71 to 1516 code for a protein of 481 amino acids. Gene Ontology annotation, cellular component: cytosol.